Molecule: messenger RNA, 2539 nt
Organism: Hyalella azteca
Lineage: Eukaryota; Metazoa; Arthropoda; Malacostraca; Amphipoda; Hyalellidae
Exons: 5
Coding region: 665-1072 (135 amino acids)
Source: RefSeq, a predicted model, not a curated record
UUGUUUUUAAAAAAUUUAAGCUUUCAGUGAAGUUAUUUCACAUCUUAAUCGUGUGCUAACACUCGACCGCACAAGUGUAUACUUGGCCGAAAAUUCCUAACCGACAUUCCUGCGUAUUCACUGCGAAUGCGUCAAAACUACCGAGUUCCGACCCAUUCUCGUUAGUAUCUUGCUGAGUCGUCAUGUUGAACAUUUCACACAGCAAGGCUUACAUUUUUUCUUAAGAAUCUUGUAUUAGGUAAAACAAUUGUAUUUAUCUACCGACAAUGCCGGUAACGCACUUGAAUCGCCAGCCUUCUAUAGAAACGAUAUAUUUCAUAAGCAGAACUGCACCACAUUUUUCUAGCGUGAUUAUAACAGCCUCGUAGUCACAAUGUGGUAUCGAACCAUACAAAUCGUAGUUCUCAUCAGUAUUAUACGGUUUUCAUGCAGUGACGAGCGACGAGAUAUGCUCAGUUUCCGCUGAGUUGCAAGUUAGGUGUCAUUGACGUUACGAGUAAAAUUUAUUGUAAAAAAUUAUGGAAUGUGUCUGAUUCAGCCUACUCCUCAAGGCCAAGUUGGUCGUCUCGACUUCGUCCGUCAUGCUAUCAGUCUCAACGAAGUUCUCUAUUGAACUGCUUCUAUUCAAGAAAUUUUCAGCAACUAUACAGCAUAUCAGUUAAACAUGGUAAUCAUCGGGGGCACUUAUUAUCAUGAGAGGGAUGAAAAUAUCGAUGAACUUCUCUCCAAGUUGGAUAUCAACUUCAUCUUGAAACGAAUUGUAAAAAUGGCUCCAACCAUGAUCCUCGAAGUUCCUGAAGAUCCCAAAGGAACGUUUGUCCUGCGCGUGAAGGUGAUGCUGAAAACUAUGGAAUGGACAUUCAAACUUGGAGAACCCACGGAAUUUUCGUCGCCAUUAGGGUCAAGGCUAGUCGUGUUUACCGAAGAGGACGGAAAUCUGGUGCAGCGCUCACUGGGACCUACAAGCGAUGGCACUACGAGCAUUCGAGAGUUCACCGAACACGGCAUGAUCAUAACUCUCAUUCACGAAGAAUCUCAAGUAAGAGCAAAACGAUUCUUCAAAAGAGCAUAAAUGACACAGAGUCGUAAUACAUACCAUUCAAAACGCAACUUAAUUGUUACUAUGGACGUUGAGAGUGUGACGUCAUUUAGGCUGCAAGCUCUGACGUAACCCCAGGCUCCCAGAUCCCAAAUAAGGUUAUAUUCGUCUCGCAGCAGAACAUGUGACAAACCCUAUAUUAGUUACGCCAUGGUUCAUAGAAGUUACGCUUGACUCAGAGUCACCUGCUCAUUUUUUCUUACCAGAAGCAAUGAUUCUCAAAAGCUCGCAUAUGUUAUGCAAACAUAUGUCGUAAAAUUCAAUUCUCACUUCAGUGCCAGGUAAAUAAACUGAUCAAGUCCGGGUUACCGCUGCAGCAAUGAUGAUAUCUUUUAUUUCUUAACUUGAGAAGGCGGUCGUAUUUUAACAUCCAACUACCGUUGAAGCAGCGUCUGCUGAUUCCACCGACCUUGAGAUAUUCAACUUGUUCGACCACUCGACCAUCAAACCUCUGUCCCAGCUUUAAAUGUAUUGUUGUUUAAUGUAUUGUAUUGUUAAUGGUGUUUAUUACCAACAAUCGCUCUUUUCUAGCUUAAAUUAAUUGUUAAUUGGGUUCCAUUGACUAAUAAUUGCUCUUUUCUAGCUCCAGUCUAUUGUUAAUGGUGUUUAAAAUCAACCGCUCUGCCUAUUUAAAGCGCGUAUACAAUUAUUCAAGUCCCAGUAGCAGCACAUGCAUCCGGACAAGUAGGAAUAUAUGUAUACACAGCUUUUCGAAAUAUUAACAAAUAAUUUUGUUCCCCGAUAAUGAGACUCGAGUAAGAGUUCAGAUUUUGGUUUAACUUCAACAAGAAAUCCAAAAUCAAGGUUUUUAAUGCAAUAAUCAACGAGGUGGACACCCUUGCUGAUGUGUUUUAAUCCUCAGCGUUUGGUCUUACUCUAUUUUACUUGAGUCAAUUACAAUGUUGCGUCUCUCUUUUACUCACGGUAUCGUGCAAUUCCCUUCCACUGUUGACAUUAUGACUCAUUACUAACGAUUUAUCUUGUCGAUUUCUGUAAGUUCACUUCCAGAGAUUCGUGCACUGGAGCAUUAAUGCCGACUUUCACGGCUUUAGACUACACUGAUAAAGAGCUCUGUUAAGCGUUGUCGGGUUAUUCACAUCCUAUAAAAUAUUAAUCAAACUUUUUGUAUUGAAAUAAUUUUAAUUCAAAACGGACGAUGUUCGUUACUUGAAGAGAGAGCAUGCCGUGCGCUACCAAUAAACGUAACUGCGAAUGUAAUUUCGUUCAGUACAGGCGGCUGAUUAGGCUUUAAGAUUUUUUUAUACGCACCCGGUGCGUGAGUUUUACCUAAUUUUUAAAUACUUCAGAACAGUUUUUAACUAUCCAAGUUGUAACAAUAAUAAUAAAAGCAAAUUAAAUUUUUACUAUUAUUUGAUUUUAAGCCGAAAGUAGCUGUAUUUCACCAUUUUGUAGUAGCAAUAGAAUAAACAAUGACUUCGU